AUGGCCCAACCAUCGCCCAAACUCUCUUCUGCUGGCGUUCUUCCCAUCUCUGCCUCGGCCACACAGAAAGGAUCUUCGACCAAACAGAGCUCCAAAGCAGCUACUCCAAGACUGAAAUUAUUGAUUCGAAGGCUUCCUCCUGGUCUCACAUAUCAGGAAUUCGAGGCAUCUCUGGGUGAUGAGUGGAAGGUCGGGAAUGGAAAAGUUGACUGGCUUCAAUUCAGGGACGGCAAGAUUUCGAAAGAUCGGGCAAAGCCUUCCAAACCGACGAGGGUAUAUCUUCGCGUUACUUCCACGCCCUUGGUGGAAGAGUUAUCCGAAAAAGUUCGACAAUUGUCUUUUCAAGAUGCGCAGAACACCAGCCGUGAUCCUGUUCUUUUGGGACCACCGGCCCUGGAAUAUGCACCGUAUCCCCGUGUGCCGGGAAGCAGGGUUCGCAAGGAUGGCCGCCAAGGUACAAUUGACCUGGAUUCUGAUUUCAUCGCAUUCCUCGAGAGUUUAACCAACCCGGUUACCAAGACUACUGUGGAUAUCAGUGCGGAGGAUGCGAAGGAAGAGAAAUCAACAAUAACACCACUCAUCCAGUUCCUGAGAGAGAAAAAGGCGAAUAAAGGCAGGGAAGCUGUUUCCCCGGCUAAGCCCUCGAGACACGCUCGUGGCGAGAUGAGGGAGUCGAGGGAUAGCAAGGGUGAACGGGUGCAUGCGAAGAAGUUGUUGAGCCGCACGGAAAGACUGAUAACAUCACCAGGAGACAGACAGUCAAAGGUUGAUAGGGCCACCAAGGAAGCUGUCAAGGCUGUUAACAAACAAGCUACUAUUCAAGCCGCAAAACCACAAGGGAAAACAGUUGCAUCCCGCCCGGCAAAGGAAGAAUCCCCUGCACAAGCCACACCACCGCCCGAACGCAAGCGAGAACGGGGAAGCAUGAGCGCUGCAACGAAAAUUCUACGUCGGGACCUGGGACUUGGCCCGGCAACUCAGCGGAGAAGAUCGGAGAAGUCAACAAGCGCGGAAGCUAUAUCACCGCCACCGAAUACUGAGACUACCAAAGCAACUUCUCCCUUACAUAAAAAUAGUAACAAACAGCCCUUGUCGACUAAAACCAGCAACAAGGGAGCUGAAUCGUCCAACAAUAAAAUCACGUUUACCAAAGCACCAAAAGUUCCUACGUCCACUGACAUUUCAGCAGGUCGUAAUCCAAACAAACCGACAAACCCUUCAACAGGCCCUGUGAAUUUUUCUGCACCAUCCGGACCUAAACUGGUAGCUACGCCGGCCGCUGCACAGGCGGCCUCCCUGCCCAGUGCUACGCAAGCCUUCUUAAAACAUGCCAAUCCAUCACAGGGAGUGACUGAGGAACUGCUUGCCUCCGGUUUCUCUACUUUUGGAAAGGUCAUCAGGGUUGAGAUAGACAAAAAGAAAGGAUUUGGUUACGUGGACUUUGCAGAACCAGAGGGCCUAAGCAGAGCUAUACAAGCGAGCCCCGUCCAGAUAGCCCAAAGUCAGGUUGUCGUUCUGGAAAGAAAAUCUGGAGCAGCCGUCGCGCAGGCAAGGGGAAAUGCCAGCAGCAACAAUCGAGCAAGCCAGUCUCCAACCGGCCCGGCAACACGGGUUGGGUCGGGAGGUACAGGGCCUGCACCAUCACGACAUACCCGUCGAGGCCAUAGAGGCAGGGGUGAAUUUAACAAAACGGUGGGAGGGGGUGGGGGAGGAGGAGCCAAUGCUGGAGGUAAUGGCGUAGGUGGCGGAGCCAAAAAGAAUGCCUCUUCAGCCUGA
This is a messenger RNA of Paracoccidioides brasiliensis Pb18, 1776 nucleotides long. RefSeq lists its product as uncharacterized. The transcript is spliced from 2 exons. Gene Ontology annotation, biological process: nuclear-transcribed mRNA catabolic process, nonsense-mediated decay; positive regulation of translation. Gene Ontology annotation, molecular function: mRNA binding. Gene Ontology annotation, cellular component: cytoplasm; nucleolus. The coding region runs from base 1 to 1776 and encodes 591 amino acids. The record is from RefSeq and is a predicted model, not a curated record.